Messenger RNA from Diplodia corticola, 2922 nucleotides. RefSeq names its product ankyrin repeat protein. Gene Ontology annotation, molecular function: protein binding. The transcript is spliced from 3 exons. NCBI's taxonomy places the organism in Eukaryota, Fungi, Ascomycota, Dothideomycetes, Botryosphaeriales, Botryosphaeriaceae. The record is from RefSeq and is a predicted model, not a curated record. The coding region runs from base 1 to 2922 and encodes 973 amino acids.
AUGUCAGGCGCCGAGCUCAUAGCCGUCCUCAGCAUCGGCGCUUCAGUCAUUCAGGUCAUCGACGCCUGCAACAAGCUCGUUGAUCGCAUCAAACAGUACCGCGGCAAUGCCGCCUUCGUCAGGCUGCGGUCGCAACUACAACUGUUCGCCAGCAACAUCAAAGCCCUCGACAAGACGGCAACACGAGCCGGAGAUGGCUCAGAGGAAGAGGAGGCGCUGUUGCACGAGGUUCUCGAGAGCUGCAAGCUCCGCAUAGAGGAAUUGGACAGCCUUGUCGCGUCCUUGGUGCCUGGUCCAAAUUCUUCAACGUUCAGCAAGACGAUGAAUGCCGCUCGGGCGUUUUUCAAGGACAGUCGAGUGAAAGCGAUUCUUGACGAUCUGAACGACUACCGAGAGGUCAUCCUCCUUCACAUCUGCCGCGAGACGGAACAAAAUACCCGAAAGUUGCUAUUCUUGUUUGAGGAGCAGCGUUUGGCCAGGGAGGCGCAGGAAAGCCAACAAACGAUGCAGCGAACGCCGGAUCCAAGUGCAGCCGUCACUCCCUCUAUGGCGCAGGACUUCCUUCCGAACGUAAGGCGUAACGCUCGUCGGCAGAGUACAGACAAUGGAAGACUCUGCGCCAUAGGCGAGUGUCCCUGCCGUUGCCACAGAGUGGUUCGCCGCAUACUGAGCAUUGUGCCGGCUGCUCAGCCCAUCACCUGCAACUGUUCCGGCCGGCGAUAUGUCGAAAGCGUUACAAUCCUUGGGAAAUGUGUUCAACUCAGUCUUGGGGCAAGCUGGGCCAACGGCCUCUCACUUGCGUGCUUUCUUCAAUUAAAGAACAUUGUCAAACGGGGCUACCCAGGGUUUACCGCUAUCGACCGAUGCCUCGCCGACGAGAUCACCUUCGAGGAAACUCUGGUGGAGUUGAAAACUCUUCGCAGUUGCGGUGUCAUCGAUUUUGAAGACUCGACAGAAUUCGGAGCUGGUUACCUCGAGGUGCUGUACGACCGAUACAAAACCUCAGCGAAUCAUCAGUCAAAAGUCCGAUUGGCAAAGUUCUUAACUGAACAAGGGGUUACCUGGAAAGGCACAGGGGAUUCCAUCUUCACAAUUGUCCAUGGAAAACUUGAUCUGGAACUUCUAAGGUGCCUGCCACCAAUUGACUACCCGAAUACAAUCGGGUUUCAUUGCCAUUCUACCGACUAUUGGCUAUUGAAAAUGUUCACAGAAGUUUCCCGCUCUCAAAUCGACAUUGGACAGUACCAGCCAUUACACGAAGCUGUUGCCAUUGGCGCAUUGGAUGAGGUCAAGAAGUAUCUCAAGAGAAACCAGCAGUUAGACCUGACCCAAAAUUUUCUAGGGCAAACGGUCCUCCACUUGGCGGUACAGUGGCCACCCGUACUAGAUUUGCUGCUGAAAAGUGGCUACAAAAUUGGGAUCAACUCUCGAGGCUUCGACGACACAUCCCCGCUUUGCUGCGCACUCCAAUAUGGUUAUCUCGAUUCCAUCACUAUACUCGUUGAAGCGGGAGCAAAAUUUCCUCCAGCCUGUCCACAGAAUUGGCCCUAUCUACCCUCUCUAAACCCUGCAUUAACAGCUUCAGAUGAAAGGCCACUUCUCCAUCUCGUAGAUUGUUUCAUGCAGAAGCUCUCGCCGUCAAGAUUUCUCGUUGAUGUCGUAGAGCCCUUGCUAUUCGCUAGAGUUGACCUCGGUUCCGGGAACCUGAAAGCGAUCGACCAUCUCCUAUCAAGGAUGACAGCUUCUGCUGGUGAACACCCGCAUGAAUUCAAACAAAUGGGCUUUGACCCUUUGCAUUAUGCGACAUCUUCGCAGCAUGCACAAUCCCUUCUCGGCUAUUCCGGCUUCAACAUCAAUGCAUCAUCAAGUGAGGAAGGCUAUACGCCUUUGAUGAUCUUUGCCUGGUUUUUGGACCCCGAGUUGAUGCGAAAAGCUCUGGUCAAAGGAGCGCGAAUCAACGACACUGACUGGAAUGGUCAAACUGCCCUUCAUCACACAUUCAAAGCGGUCUACUAUCACAGAGAACUUCACAUGCCGAUCAUUCGGUUUUGGGACAUCCAGAAUUUCACCCGAAUGAUGGAGACGGUGGCAGUUCUUUUUCUAGCGGGCGGCAACCUGACCCAAAGAGAUAACUGCCGAUGCUACUGCUCGCCUCAAGGCUGCUCACCAAUGAGGGCACUCGUUUCGACAUGGGCUCUCAAAAGAAACUUCAAUAUCUGUCUCGUAUGGAUUCAAGAGCUAUUCAUAAUGCUUGAACUAUGCGGGAGAAACGAAGUCAUCUUAUCACUCAUCGAAGAGCUGGACAGGUUUCAACGGAGUGAAGAGAUUGGGAUAACACACACGUGCUGCUACAUGUUAACCCACGAGGAAUUCUCGUACGAGGCUCCAUUUGAUGAACCAUGCGCAAGAAACGGGCAGCAACGGAGAAACUACUGGCAGCAUCGUCGCCAAAGAAUGGAGUCGGUAUACAAAGAUUGGGAGGAAAUACGUGAAGAAGAAGAUGAACUAAGCUCCCGCCUUGAGCAGGAUCGCCCGCUAUCUGAAGGCCACUGGGAGGCUCGGCUGACCAAACUUCUAGCACGAAGAGGCGCUAUGUUGGAUUAUGUGGAAGCGAGACGCAGGAAUGAUUUCGAUCCAUCUGAACCACUGAAGUUGGAGCUCAAUGUUGUAAACUUUGUGAUGAGCAUGGAAAAAAGCCAAGGGUACAUGUCAUCAGUCAUUCCGAGCGGUGAUCACGAACGUUGGGUGCAACAAAGGAGACGACUAUCAACACUUUUAAUUGACGAGUAUCGGCAAGUCAGACCAACUAUACAUGAAGAUCACGACUGGGACGUAGAAGAUUGGACGCCCCCUUCUCAAGGAAUUACAUUCAGGAAGUAUGGAUUCAGUUGUGGGGUUAGACAUAUGCAGUGGCGAGAAUGA